This is a messenger RNA of Parastagonospora nodorum SN15, 831 nucleotides long. RefSeq lists its product as hypothetical. The record is from RefSeq and is a predicted model, not a curated record. Gene Ontology annotation, molecular function: feruloyl esterase activity. The transcript is spliced from 2 exons. NCBI's taxonomy places the organism in Eukaryota, Fungi, Ascomycota, Dothideomycetes, Pleosporales, Phaeosphaeriaceae. The coding region runs from base 1 to 831 and encodes 276 amino acids.
AUGCGCGGUCUUUUCAACUCUGCCUGCCUCUUGCUGGCGCUCUCCAACUCUGCCGGCUGCGGAAAGGCUAAGACCCUCACGAACAAGCAAUACUCCAUGCAAGUGAACGGCAAAAACCGCAACUACUUUCUCAACAUCCCCGACAACUACGACCAGAGCAAGCCUUACCGUCUCAUCUUCACUUGGCACCAAUUGGGCGGCAGCGCACAGAAGAUUGUGAACGGCGAGAACCCGAACGCCGGUGGUGCGCUUCCUUACUACGGCCUCAAGGCCGUGGCUGACAACUCAGCUAUCUUCGUCGUUCCCGAUGGCCUGAAUGCAGGCUGGGGAAACCAGAAUGGGGAGGACGUUACUUUCUUUGACCAACUUGUGAAGACAGUCGAGGCAGACCUUUGCGUCAACACCGACCUUCGCUUCUCUACCGGCUUCAGCUACGGUGGGGCCAUGUCUUAUGCUCUUGCAUGUGCUCGUCCUGAGAUGAUUCGUGCUGUUGCUGUCAUCUCUGGCGCGCAACUGAGCGGAUGUUCUGGUGGCAGCAAGCCCGUCGCGUACUACGGCCAGCACGGCACCAGCGACUCAGUCCUCAACGUCCAGAUGGGCCGCCAGUUGCGCGACAAGUUCGUUGCAAACAACGGUUGCACGAAGCUUCAGUCUGAGCCUGGUCCAAACGGCGGCAACUCGGUCAAGACGCAAUACGCGGGGUGCAAACAGGGCUAUCCAGUUACAUGGGUCAUCCACAACGGCGAUCACAACCCCUCGCAGACUAACUCCGGAUCUACAACUCCGUUUGCCCCAGGAAACUCAUGGGAAUUCUUCAAGCAGUUUACGUAG